AGUGUUAGCCGUUAGCCGCUGUUGUUAGAAGCUUACGUAAUGCACUUUAGUCAAGAACACACAAGAAAAAUACUAAACGAAACAGUGUACACGGCAUCUUAAAGUAAUGUUAACGAUUUAUUGGUUUCUCACAGUGUGUAUUCAUUCACAGGAUGGCACACUGGUUUCACAGAAACCCACUGAAGGCGACAGCUCCUGUGUCCUUUAACUUCUAUGGGGUGGCAGGGAGCCCGGCUGCCAAUAAGAUAUGCAAUGACCUGAGGACAACCAGAGCGAGGCUGCUGGAGAUGUUCACUGAUAUCACCUGCAAUCCUGAGAUCAUGAAGAAUGCCACAGAUGCAUACUUCUCCCUUCUUCAAGGCUUUAUCAUGCCUUUGGAUGGAACUACACAGGAGAACAAGAUGAGGUUCAUCCAGAACUUUAAGUGGACCGAUACCUUACAAGGAAACACGCCAAGUGCCCAGCAGGAUGCAGUCUUUGAACUGGUCUCCAUGGCCUUUAAUGUUGCUAUCUGGUACACAAAGUUUGCCUCAAGAAUGGCAGGGAAGGAAAAUGUAUCAGAGACAGAAGCGAAAGACGUUCACCGAAGCUUAAAGGUUGCUGCUGGAAUCUUCAAAAAUCUUAAGGAUGUCCACAUCCCUCGCCUCAUCACUCCAGCUGAAAAGGGCAGAGACCUGGAGCCCCGAGUCAUUGAUGCAUACAUCAUCCAGUGUCAGGCAGAAGCACAGGAAGUGACCAUUGCCAGAGCGAUUGAACUGAAACACAAUGCGACAAUCAUCGCAGCUUUGGCAUUUGAGACUGCAAACUUCUAUCAAAAAGCUGACCACACACUGAACACCUUGGAGCCAGAGUGCAGCAGCAAGUGGAGGAAGUAUCUCCAACUGAAGCAGCUCUUCUACAUGGCUUAUGCAUACUGCUAUCAUGGACAGACACUGCUGGCAAGUGACAAAUGUGGAGAAGCUAUCAGAUCUCUCCAGGAAGCAGAGAAAUGUUACUCCCGCGCUGAGUCACUGUGUAAAGAGUACCGUCAGACCAAAGGCCCGGGUACGACGGCCAAACCAUCGGAGCAGCUGUUCUUCCUCAAGCUGGGUGGCCUCAUUAAAAUGACGCUGGAGAAGUGCCAGAGAGAAAAUGGCUUCAUAUACUUCCAUAAAGUCCCGGCCGAGCCGCCGCAGCUGGACAUGAAGGCGAGCUACGGCCUGGCUGAGCCCGUCCCCUUUGAGCUGCCGCCUCUCAGUGAGCAGUGCACUCCUGAGGUCUACGCCACCUUUGAUCUGACAAAGGGAGCCAAAAACGACAAGGCCAAACCCAAGGAGGAGGAGGUGAAGCCAGUGAAGGAACCUGACUUGAAGCCUCAGAAGGACACAGGCUGCAUCCUCUCCUAAACUUUCCAUUUUCAGCCUGUUUCACGACAUCCAUUUACUUUCCUCACAUAACUCCAGAGAUGCUUUCUUGCAAUAUUUAGUCCUCAUGUUGUACAUUCAUUCUAGACAUGUAUAUUACAUUUAGCAGUUAUAACUGUGUCUAUGUCAGAGCCAGUUAUGUGACCAGAUACUCAAAAUGUCUCGCUCUGUGAGAAUCACUUUUAAUUAGGACAUGAAAAUAAAUAAGCCUUAUGGGUCCCAUGGUUGUGUCAGUGGUGCCUUCAGCUGCAUUGUAAACUGGUCGCUCUGAUUAUAGAUAACUCAGACAAUGGAAACUGACUUAUUAAAGAGGCUUAAAGUGGCCUCCUAAAACAUAAAAAUGCAGUAGGUAUUAAACUUUGAUAUUGAAUAGUUAGCACUACAUAUAAAUGCAAUGUAAUUAAUCCAAAAGAGUAAAUGUGGGAAACUGCACUCUGUCACUCUGCCUGUAUAUCUGGGAAUAAGAUAAUUGAAACUGUAAGUUUUUAAAUUGCAUUUUAUGUGUCCAGAACAUUGUCAUUUAAAUAUUUACACUGAUCAAUAGGAAUCCCAAUCAAUACUGGACAGACAGAAAGGACGGCACAUGAUUUUGCCGUUGAGUUUGGUUUUCUUUUAGCUGUAGUAGCAGUUUACAAUCAAUAUUUACAUCACGACUUAUGUAUUAUAGUUUUUGUACAUGACAUAGCUGUUUUCUACUUUGACUGUUCAUUUAAAGGAACUAUAUUAUUAUUAUUACCUGUGGCUGAAUCAUUCUUUAUCAGGUUGUGAAUUUGUGUCUGUUAUCCCUUAAAACUAUAGUUUUAAUUUAUUUGUGUUUGUGGUAAUUUAUCAGACAAUCCAAAACACUUCAGAGGGUAUAAAGUCCAAUCACGUUUUUGCUGGUGUUGGAGUCAAUCGUACUGUUUCAGUGUGUGAACUGAUGCACGAACAGCUUACUUUUGUUAGAUGUUCACGUGCUGUUGUCAAUAGUUGACAGUGUGCAGAAUGCAGGCCCUAUCAUUGACAUUUGUACCUUUGUGUGUGACUUGCUUUUGAAGAACUGCUUCAAGGAAGUUUCUUAUAUCCAUCAGACUCUAACAACUUCAAAAUAAAAGGUCUAAUAAAAAAUAAAACUUAAGUUACUAAUUACUGGAGAGACAAAACUGUAAUAUUCCCAACUCAUUUAACCUUGGUGUAUAUUUGCUUCCCUGAUCUCACCGUUGGACUUUUUAUUGAGUUGUGCACCUGUUUUCAUCCUUGUGCUUUUCUUUGCUUUGAUUAGACUGGAUGUCAUAACAUUUAAAGCGGUGAAUUUAUCCAGGAGGUGUGGCAGGACUCGGAUACGUUCCACAUCCUUUUCUAAGACAGCUGUUUGUCAUUCAGGUGUGCCACAUCACUGGUUUUACAUUGUGCACUCUUGCAGCUCUUUCCUCCUCUGAUGGUGUCUUUCAUGUAAAAGGUAUUUCAAAUGGUAUUAAAUAUUCCCUUAAAACUCA
Neolamprologus brichardi is the source of this 2878-nucleotide messenger RNA. RefSeq names its product BRO1 domain and CAAX motif containing (gene brox). NCBI's taxonomy places the organism in Eukaryota, Metazoa, Chordata, Actinopteri, Cichliformes, Cichlidae. The record is from RefSeq and is a predicted model, not a curated record.